AUGCCUUUGGUUGUGCCAUCCGCUACACCGAGAGUCAUCCUCGGCUUGAUGACCUUUGGGCCAGAUGAGUCCCAAGGUGCUCGCAUCACGUCCCUCGACGACUUUAACAAGUGCUUGGAUCAUCUCCAGCAGCAAGGUUUUAACGAGGUUGAUACUGCGCGCAUCUACGUGGGAGGAAAGCAAGAGGCUUUUACAGCCCAGGCCAAGUGGAAGGAACGUGGACUGACUCUAGCGACGAAAUGGUACCCCCAUACCCCCGGUGCACACAAACCCGACGUUCUUCGUGAGAACCUCGAGCUUUCUUUAAAGGAACUACAAACGGACCAAGUGGACAUCUUUUACCUGCACGCGGCGGAUCGAUCUGUGCCGUUUGCAGAGACUCUCGAAGCCGUCAAUGAGCUGCACAAGGAGGGAAAAUUCGUGCAGUUGGGGUUGAGCAAUUACACUGCUUUUGAAGUUGCGGAGAUAGUUACACUCUGCAACGAGAGAGGUUGGGUUCGACCCACAAUCUACCAGGCGAUGUAUAAUGCAAUCACGCGCAACAUCGAAACCGAGCUUAUCCCCGCCUGCAAGCGCUACGGAAUUGACAUCGUGGUCUAUAAUCCUCUCGCUGGUGGUCUGUUCUCUGGCAAAUACAAGACUAAGGACAUUCCUGCGGAAGGAAGAUAUAGUGAUCAGUCUUCAACUGGAACCUUGUACCGGCGACGUUAUUUCAAGGACGCGACAUUCGACGCUCUGCGACUGAUCGAGCCUGUUGCCGAAAAGCAUGGCCUAACCAUGCCUGAGAUUGCGUUCCGCUGGAUCCAUCACCACUCCGCGCUCAACAUGAAGGAUAAUGGCCGCGAUGGUGUCAUUGUUGGCGUGAGCAGCCUCGCACAGUUGGAAAACAACCUCAAGGAUAUCCAGAAGGGCCCUUUGCCUCAGGAAGUCGUCGACGUAUUGGACCAAGCCUGGUUGAUUGCGAAGCCGACCGCUCCAAACUACUGGCAUCUCGACUUGAAAUACACGUAUGAUACCCAAGCGGCCUUGUUCAAGCCUAAAACGAAGGUGUAG
Aspergillus thermomutatus is the source of this 1053-nucleotide messenger RNA. Its product is annotated as aldo/keto reductase family protein. The transcript is spliced from 2 exons. The record is from RefSeq and is a predicted model, not a curated record. Bases 1 to 1053 code for a protein of 350 amino acids. NCBI's taxonomy places the organism in Eukaryota, Fungi, Ascomycota, Eurotiomycetes, Eurotiales, Aspergillaceae. Gene Ontology annotation, molecular function: oxidoreductase activity.